AUGGCACCAGCCAGCGCCAUCCCACCCGCCCUGCCGCCCUCGGUAGAGGAAGCCUACCGCCGGAAAUGCCUCCAGCUCAAGCAGCGCACCAACGAGGUCGAGGAGGCCAACGACGCCUCGCGUCUGCGCCUGAUGCGCCUCAAGCGCCAGGUCGAGAAGCUGCGCGUCGAGCGGUCCUACCUCCUCGAGCAGCUGGCCAAGCGGACGAGCACCAACGUCGAGGACUCCGAAGGGAGCCCCAGCCCGCCGCCGACGGUACGGAGCAACCAGCCCCAUCCACUAGACAACCAGCGUCACUUGGAUUCGGAUGCUGACAUGACACUGCGGAAUGUACAGCCCAAGGAGAAGCCGCUGCGCACCAAGCGCGGCCACCGCAAGCCCUCCCUGCUCGCCAACCUCGAGGGUGGCAGUGCGCCCGGCGCCACCUUCAUCAACCAGAACGUGCAGACGCUGUCUCCCAGCUCGGACGCCUUCUCGCACACCCACGCCGAGGGCAGCCAGAAGGAGGCCGCCGGCAGUAAGGCCAAUGGCGUCGGCAAGCCGAAGAAGCCCAGCACUGCGUUCGAGCUCUACUGCAGCGACACGCGACCCACGCUGGCCAAGGGUGACGGCAAUGUGGAGGAGGAACUGGCUAAGGGCUGGAAGGAUCUCCCUGAGAAGGAGAAGGAGGAGUACCAAGCCCGCUACGACAAAGCCAUGAGCCAGUACCAGAAGGACAAGGAUGCAUAUGCCCAAAAGGCAACAGCAGAGACAAAGGCAGAAGCACCUGCAGAGUCACAGGCAGAAGACACGCCAGCUCGGGAUGAGGACGUGGAGAUGGGCGAGGAUACGGAGCAAGAGACCCCAGCUGUUGAGAAAGAGGAUGAGUAG
Messenger RNA from Phaeoacremonium minimum UCRPA7, 870 nucleotides. Its product is annotated as putative hmg box protein. The record is from RefSeq and is a predicted model, not a curated record. Bases 1 to 870 code for a protein of 289 amino acids. Lineage: Eukaryota; Fungi; Ascomycota; Sordariomycetes; Togniniales; Togniniaceae. The transcript is spliced from 2 exons.